Rhinichthys klamathensis goyatoka is the source of this 536-nucleotide messenger RNA. RefSeq names its product otospiralin (gene otos). The record is from RefSeq and is a predicted model, not a curated record. The transcript is spliced from 4 exons. Gene Ontology annotation, biological process: sensory perception of sound. Bases 160 to 432 code for a protein of 90 amino acids. NCBI's taxonomy places the organism in Eukaryota, Metazoa, Chordata, Actinopteri, Cypriniformes, Leuciscidae.
AUGGUCUUGAGUGGUUUCAAUGAUGUAGAUCUAGUUUGGGAGGGGACAAAACUUUCCUGAACUCAGCGUGAAGUCCGUGCAGAACCUGUGAAGCACAAAAUCUUUUAGCUCGCAGAAACUGCCGGACCUCGUACAAUCAGUGCAGCAAAGGAGGGAAAGAUGAAGUGGAGUGUGCUUUUUUGGGUUUUCUUGCUGUGUUUUCUUGCUAAUAAUCUCAGCAGUGCCAGAUUCAUUCCUGAAGGGGUACCCUAUGAAAAGCCCCCGGCUGUGCCCUACUGGUCAUAUUCCACCUCAGAUUUCUGGAACUAUGUGGAAUACUUCCGCAGCAUUGGGGCCUAUGAGCAGAUCAAUGAAAUGGCCAGAACAUUCUUCGCUCAUCAGCAUCUGGGAGAUACGCUGGGUUAUGAAGUGGCAGAGCAACAUGACCACUAAGUGGAUGUCAUUUGUUUAUCAAUCAUAGUUUAGUUUCUGUCACUAGAAACUAAAGAUGGUUAUUGAAAUAUUACUAAAAGCACGUAUAGCCUUAUAAUGAUGCA